AUGAGCGACAAGCGUGGUUUCCGAGUUGAUGAAUUGUUAUCAGAUGACAACAAGAACAACAAUUCACAAGAAAAUGGAGGAAGAUCAACUGCUUCAGGUGGAAAUCCUAGCAAGACGCGUCGUGCUCGCACCGCUUUUACUUAUGAACAACUUGUAGCGCUAGAGAACAAAUUUAAGACUUCACGGUAUCUGAGUGUUUGUGAACGGCUGAAUUUAGCUAUCCAACUGCACUUGACAGAAACACAGGUCAAGAUCUGGUUUCAAAAUCGGCGCACCAAAUGGAAAAAGCACAAUCCGGGAAUGGAUGCGAAUUCUUCCCCAUCACCAACUACUAGUCAUUCAUCUACGGUCACAGUAUCCGAAAAACUUCAAGCUCCACCAACGAUACCACUCCCACCAACUAAUAUGAUCCCCUUCGGUUCACCACUUCUCUCCUUUACUUCAGUGCCUCAAGUUGGUACACCUCUGAUUCCGUUUAAUUUCUAUACCAUUAAUACUUCUCCUCUAGUCGUGCCUCAACGGUUACCGUUUCUCACCUAA
Necator americanus (New World hookworm) is the source of this 540-nucleotide messenger RNA. RefSeq lists its product as uncharacterized. NCBI's taxonomy places the organism in Eukaryota, Metazoa, Nematoda, Chromadorea, Rhabditida, Ancylostomatidae. Gene Ontology annotation, molecular function: RNA polymerase II cis-regulatory region sequence-specific DNA binding; DNA-binding transcription factor activity, RNA polymerase II-specific. Gene Ontology annotation, cellular component: nucleus. The coding region runs from base 1 to 540 and encodes 179 amino acids. Gene Ontology annotation, biological process: cell differentiation; regulation of transcription by RNA polymerase II. The record is from RefSeq and is a predicted model, not a curated record. The transcript has 5 exons.